UCUCCACACUGCCAACUCGCUCCGAAGAGGGAGGAGGACGACGCCGGUUGCCACUGCCACUGCCGCGCCGCGCCGCUCCCGUCUCCCCUCCCUCCGCGGGAACUCGACGCCACCAUGCUGUCCACGCGCACCGCCGCCGUCGCCGCCUCCGCGUCCCCCGCCUCCCCGUGGAAGCUGGGAGGACGGAGCGAGGGCGGCGCCAGCUGCGACGGAUGCCGGACCUACAGGAACACCCUGCGGAGGAGGGCCGCGCCCGCCAAGGUGCGCGCCUUGCCGCCCAGGCGGGUGGACGCGGUCGCGAUGGUCUCCAACGCGGAGACGGAGACGGAGAAGGAGCAGGAGGAGGCGGCGGCCGCCAGCGAGGAGCUGCCCGUCAUGCCCUGGGCCACCUCCGUCGCAAGCGGUUACACCCUUUUGAGGGAUCCACACCACAACAAGGGUCUUGCUUUCACAGAGGAGGAAAGGGAUGGACACUACUUGCGUGGACUGCUUCCUCCGGCAGUACUAUCUCAGGAACUCCAAAUUAAGAAGUUCAUGAACACCCUGCGGCAGUACCAGACCCCUUUGCAGCGGUAUAUAGCUAUGAUGAACCUUCAGGAAACGGACGAGAGGCUUUUCUACAAGCUUUUAAUUGAUAAUGUGGUGGAGCUGCUUCCUUUUGUUUACACACCAACUGUAGGUGAGGCCUGCCAGAAGUAUGGGUCCAUCUUUGGACGACCACAGGGUCUGUAUGUCAGCCUGAAGGACAAGGGGAAGGUCCUAGAAGUUCUAAGGAACUGGCCACAUAGGAACAUUCAAGUUAUCUGUGUUACUGAUGGUGAGCGAAUCUUGGGACUUGGAGAUUUGGGUUGUCAGGGAAUGGGAAUUCCUGUAGGCAAACUUGCUCUAUACACUGCUCUAGGAGGAGUUGACCCAUCAGUUUGCUUGCCUAUCACAAUUGAUGUUGGUACAAAUAACGAGAAACUGCUUAAUGAUGAGUUCUACAUUGGACUCCGGCAAAAACGUGCGACUGGCGAGGAGUAUGAUGAGCUUAUUGAAGAGUUCAUGUCUGCUGUUAAGCAAUUCUAUGGUGAGAAAGUCCUCAUUCAGUUUGAGGACUUUGCCAAUCACAAUGCCUUUGAUUUGCUUGAAAAAUAUAGCAAGAGCCAUCUUGUUUUCAAUGAUGAUAUCCAGGGCACAGCAUCAGUGGUCCUUGCAGGUUUGUUAGCAGCACUCAAGAUGGUUGGUGGGACCCUGGCAGAGCAGACGUAUUUGUUCCUUGGUGCUGGGGAGGCUGGAACUGGUAUUGCAGAACUUAUUGCUCUUGAGAUUUCGAAACAGACGAAUGCUCCAAUUGAAGAGUGCCGCAAGAAGGUUUGGCUGGUGGACUCAAAGGGUUUGAUUGUUGACUCUCGUAAAGGCUCCCUUCAGCCAUUCAAGAAACCUUGGGCGCAUGAGCACGAGCCCUUGAAAACCUUGUAUGAUGCUGUUCAGUCCAUCAAACCUACAGUUCUGAUCGGGACAUCUGGAGUUGGAAGAACAUUCACAAAAGAAAUCAUUGAGGCCAUGUCUUCCUUCAACGAGAGGCCUAUCAUCUUUUCACUGUCAAACCCAACCUCGCAUUCUGAAUGCACUGCUGAACAAGCAUAUACAUGGAGUCAGGGCCGUUCAAUCUUUGCCAGUGGCAGUCCAUUUGCCCCCGUGGAGUACGAAGGAAAGACUUUUGUGCCUGGGCAGUCGAACAAUGCCUACAUUUUCCCUGGACUCGGCCUCGGUCUUGUGAUCUCUGGAGCCGUCCGUGUCCACGAGGACAUGCUUCUCGCCGCCUCGAAAGCGCUAGCUGAUCAGGCCACACAGGACAACUUCGAGAAGGGCUCCAUCUUCCCACCCUUCACCAGCAUCAGAAAGAUCUCUGCGCACAUCGCUGCAGCCGUGGCUGCAAAAGCCUACGAGCUCGGUCUGGCGACCCGUCUGCCUCCCCCCAGCGACCUGGUGAAAUAUGCAGAGAACUGCAUGUACACUCCCGUCUACCGCAACUACCGGUAGUGCUGCGGGGAUCAAUUUUGCAGUAAUAAAAAAUCUAUCAACGCGGAUGGUACUCUGUUGUUUAUAGUCCCUGCUGCUAACCACCCUUGUUGCUGGUGCUGCUGGAGAGGCAUUGUACCUGUCCAUGCAUAUAUGAUAUAUAUAUGUUGUAACGUUGUG
Zea mays is the source of this 2184-nucleotide messenger RNA. Its product is annotated as NADP malic enzyme 3. The record is from RefSeq and is marked provisional. Lineage: Eukaryota; Viridiplantae; Streptophyta; Magnoliopsida; Poales; Poaceae. Gene Ontology annotation, molecular function: malate dehydrogenase (decarboxylating) (NADP+) activity; NAD binding. Gene Ontology annotation, cellular component: chloroplast. Gene Ontology annotation, biological process: pyruvate metabolic process; malate metabolic process.